Molecule: messenger RNA, 201 nt
Organism: Phytophthora nicotianae INRA-310
Lineage: Eukaryota; Oomycota; Peronosporomycetes; Peronosporales; Peronosporaceae
Exons: 1
Biological process (GO): glutathione metabolic process; cell redox homeostasis; cellular response to oxidative stress
Cellular component (GO): mitochondrion; cytosol
Molecular function (GO): glutathione-disulfide reductase (NADPH) activity; flavin adenine dinucleotide binding
Source: RefSeq, a predicted model, not a curated record
AUGAGCACAGACGUCGUGUACGACUACAUGGUGAUCGGCGGCGGCAGCGGCGGCAUGGCCUCGGCCAGACGUGCGGCCACAUUCGGGGCCAAGGUCCUCGUCGUAGAGCGCGGCCGCGAGUUCGACGGCAUGGGUCUGGGCGGCACCUGUGUCAACUUCGGCUGCGUGCCCAAGAAGGUCAUGUUCAACACGGCCGCCCAC